AUGCGCAAUCUCAAAAGUUCGGUCCUGGUCUUCCUGACCGCGACGGCCAAGCUCAUCGCCGCCUGGCCCGUCGUCUCCGAACACGCCCAGCUCCUCACCCGUGCUGAAGAAGUCGCCGACGAGUACGACUACGUCAUCGUCGGCGGCGGCACCUCCGGCCUCACGGUCGGCGAUCGCCUGACGGAGAACGGCAAGUACACCGUCCUCGUCAUUGAGGAGGGCGUCUUCCACGAGAAGACCGGUUUCGACUUCCAGCGCAUGUACGACAUCACGUCGCAGCCGAGUCCGGGCCUGAAUGACCGGACUUUCUUGGUGGGUAUUGGGAAGGGUGUUGGUGGCAGCUCGCUCGUCAACGGCCAGGUGUUCCUAAGGGGUACCUCGGAGGAGUAUGAUGCCUGGAAGACACUUGGUGGAUCUGAUGCUGCCGAUUGGGACUGGAAUGGCCUUCUUCCCUUCUUUAGGAAGGCCAUGACCCUCAAUCCUCCGACCGAAGACCAGGUCGAAAAGUUCAAGAUUCUUUAUGACUUGGAUUAUUGGGGUACGGAUGCUGAGAUUCAAGUCUCGUUCAGCAAUGGAAAUGCCAGUGACCAGACUAUGAUUCUUUACGAUGCCAUGUCGAAGGUACCCGGCGUGAACAUCCCGGUCGACUCGGGUGCCGGUGAGGCCGGUCUCUAUUGGUACCCCAUGGCCCAAGACAACGUCAACUUCCAACGAUCCUACGCCCGCACUGGCCACUGGGACGGCCUCCAGCGCGACAACUACCAAAUGAUCGUCGGCGCCAAGGUCUCCACCAUCCUCUUUGAUGACUCCAACGAUGUCCUGACUGCCUCGGCCGUGACUUUCCGUUCCGGAAACGACACGUCCGCCGAGCCCAUCACCGUCAAAGCUAAGCGCGAAGUCAUCCUCGCCGCCGGCGCCAUCCACACCCCCCAGAUCCUCAUGCUCAGCGGCAUCGGACCCGCCUCCCACCUCGCUGAGGCCGGCAUCGAGACCAAGCUCGACCUCCCCGGAGUCGGCGCCAAUUUCCAGGACCACAGCUACAUCCCCAUCAUCGCCUACGAAUGGGGCAAGGCCCCGACCAACGAGACCCCCGUCUACGGCCCCGGCGUCGGGCCUGGAGCUUAUCCUAACCUCGCCGCCAUGCUGGGUCUCCCCGUCGUGGCGCCCGAGGCCUACGAAGCCCUCGCCGCCGAAUACGCCGCGCAGGACCCCGCCGAGUUCCUCCCAGCGGACUACACGCCCGAGCAGAUCGAGGGAUACCGUCAACAGCAAAAGGUCUUCUCCGAGCUCGUCAGAUCGCCCAAUGUCGUCUUCAGCGAAAUGAUGCUCUCCGGUCCGGGCGGUUCGGUGCAGAACCUCCACCCAUUCUCUCGUGGGCACGUCCGCCUCAACGCGUCCCACCCAGAGGCCGAGGUUCUUGUUGACUACCGCGCGGGCUCGAACCCGCUCGAUCUCCGCGUCAUGGUCGAGAUCGUCAAGUUCAUGCGCCGCUUCAUGACGACGGGGGAACUUGCGCAGUACGAAGCCGUUGAGUCGAGCCCUGGCCCGGAGGUUGAGACUGAUGAGCAGCUCCUCGCGUGGGUCAAGGAUAACGUUAUUCCUUCCGUCUUCCACCCCAUCGGUACCACGGCCAAGAUGCCCCAGGAGUGGGGUGGCGUCGUCGACGAGGACCUGUUCGUCUACGGCACCAAGAAGUUAAGGAUUAUUGAUAGUGGCAUCCAGCCUACUUUGAUUGGUGCUACUACUUGCGAGACGGUCUACGCCGUUGCGGAAAAGAUUGCGGAGAUUAUCCUGGCGCAGGCUGGUGGGGAAGAGCCUGAGCCUGAGCCUCCCCUUUGCAAACGUGGGCUGAAGCGAGCCCGCAAGGCUCAGAAGAGCAAGAAGAAAUAA
Scedosporium apiospermum is the source of this 1890-nucleotide messenger RNA. Its product is annotated as Glucose oxidase. Gene Ontology annotation, molecular function: oxidoreductase activity, acting on CH-OH group of donors; flavin adenine dinucleotide binding. The transcript is spliced from 3 exons. Gene Ontology annotation, biological process: secondary metabolite biosynthetic process. Bases 1 to 1890 code for a protein of 629 amino acids. Lineage: Eukaryota; Fungi; Ascomycota; Sordariomycetes; Microascales; Microascaceae. The record is from RefSeq and is a predicted model, not a curated record.